AUGGACAAGAACAACGGUAACCAGAGGAGAAGAAGAGCUAGUGGGGAAGACGAUCAGACAAGUAAUCAACGCCGUCGAACAAACCCAGUGGUAAUGGUGACGAACGAGCCUCAAAACGACGGCGUCCAGUCUGAAGACGCGAACAGCAAUCGGAACGGAGGUAAUCAGAUAAGAAGAGUCUGGGAAGACGAUCGGGCAACCAAUCAAGUACUGAUGGUGAUGAGCGAGCCUGGAAACGACGGCGUACAGACUGGUGAUGAUAACGACGCACCCCUCCAUCCCCUUUCACUGAGUUUGCGACCACCAACGUCGUACUCCUCUCAGAUCGCGCCGCCGUUGCUUCGUCUGGCACCACCAUCGCCUGUUGCUCCCUCGCUUAUGACGCAAACGACGUGGUCGCCACGUUACUUGAUGACGCGAUUCCCUUCGUCUCAGCCUUAUCUUACGACAUCGCCCUCGUAUCUACUCUCAUCCUCGCUCAUCUACUCUCCGUACCAGACACUCUCUCGAGGAUCCUCAACACCGAUUCAGCCUCCGACGUUUGAUUUUCUCACUCCGGAAAGACCAGUCGUUAGACCAGUAGCCACCGCGGCUGAGUCACGUCGGAGUUACAGAUCGCAAUCAAGCCGUAAUCAAAAAGACGAUACAAUCCCGCCGCCGUAUCCCUGGGCGACUAACAAACGUGGAGCGAUACAAAGCCUAGAGAAUCUCGAAUCCAAACAGAUCACCACCAUCACCGGCGACGUGCAAUGCAAGCACUGUGAGAAAGUGUAUCAGAUGAGUUACAAUCUGAGGGAGAAGUUCUCCCAAGUAGAGAACGUCUUCGUGACGCGCAAGAGGCUCAUGAGAGAACGAGCUCCCGCGUUUUGGACAAACCCAGAACCGAUGAGAUGCGAGCUUUGUGGCCGUGACAAGGCGGUGAAGCCCGUCAUUGCUGAUCGGAAGAGUCAGAUCAACUGGUUGUUUUUGCUUUUGGGACAGAUGUUGGGUUACUGUACGUUGGAGCAGCUCAAGAAUUUCUGCAAACACUCCAAGAGUCACAGGACCGGAGCUAAGGAUCGUGUGCUUUACUUGACGUAUCUGGGUCUUUGCAAGAUGCUUGAGCCUAACCGUGAGCUCUUUAACCGUGAAACCUCUAGGUGGUAA
Molecule: messenger RNA, 1146 nt
Organism: Eruca vesicaria subsp. sativa (arugula)
Lineage: Eukaryota; Viridiplantae; Streptophyta; Magnoliopsida; Brassicales; Brassicaceae
Source: the annotation of a GenBank genome assembly